AUGGAAGAAGACGAGGACACCAUGAUGGGGCAGACCCCCAAGCUCCCUACCACGUCCUCUUAUGCAUCUCUCACGCAUCCCCCUCCCUCCACCCAUCUACACAACGAGGGGGACCUUGCUCUUGCUCCUGAAUUCAUGCCCCCAUCAGCACCAAAAUCUCUAUCUCCUGGAUCUGAACCUUUUUUAUCCCACCAGUCUACCGGCCACGUGGGAGAUGCUUCUCUAGAAGGACAAAUCAAACCAAGUGACUCUGAGAGCAAUUCCGCCUCGCAACUCGCAAAACGUGAUAGUCUUAUUGAACCUAACUCCGACUGGUCGGAUGAAGAAGUCAUGCUCCGGUCUGGCCUUCCAGUAGGGUCGCUACCGACGGGUCUUUGCUAUGACGAGCGCAUGCGCUUCCACUGCGAGGUCCGUCCCACCUCGGACGUGCAUCCGGAGGACCCGCGGCGCAUCUGGUAUAUUUACAAGGAACUAUGCCGUGCCGGCCUGGUCGAUGACCCGAUAUCGACUCGACCGCUAGCUCCUCAGACUCUUCAGAGGAUCAACGCACGCAAGGCUACCGAAGAGGAAAUUACCAUGAUCCACACAGAUGCUCACUAUGCCUUUGUCAAAAGCACUGCAGACAUGUCGGAUGACGAUUUGGUUCUCCUGGAGAGAGAGAAAGAUUCGAUUUACUUCAAUGAUCUGACAUUUGCCUCUUCUAUCUUGUCUGCUGGAGGAGCCAUUGAAACCUGCCUGGCAGUCGCGCAGCGCAAGGUCAAGAAUGCCAUCGCCGUCAUCCGCCCGCCCGGCCACCAUGCCGAGCACAACGAGGCCAUGGGCUUCUGUCUUUUCAAUAAUGUCUCAGUCGCAGCACGUGUCUGUCAAAAGGAACUCGGUGAAAAAUGUCGCAAGAUUAUGAUUCUUGAUUGGGAUGUCCAUCAUGGGAAUGGAAUUCAGAAAGCGUUCUAUGAAGACCCAAAUGUUCUCUACGUCUCUAUUCACGUUCAUCAGAACGGCAGAUUUUACCCCGGUGGCCCUGCAGGAGAUUGGGACCACUGUGGUGAGGGUCCGGGACUCGGAAGGAACAUUAACAUCCCAUGGCCGGAUCAGGGAAUGGGGGAUGGUGACUACAUGUGGGCUUUCCAGAAAGUCGUGAUGCCCAUUGCGACGGAGUUCAACCCAGACCUGGUGAUCAUUUCGGCUGGAUUUGACGCUGCUGCUGGCGAUGUCCUGGGCGGCUGCUUCGUGUCUCCUCCCUGCUAUGCUCAGAUGACCCACAUGCUCAUGACUCUUGCUGAUGGUAAGAUUGCUGUCUGUUUGGAAGGAGGAUACAACUUCCGUUCCAUUUCCAAGUCUGCCCUGGCGGUGGCUAAGACCCUUAUGGGUGAGCCGCCGGACCGUCUGAUGAACACUAUUCCCACGGAGGCUGCCAAGGCCACCGUCGGUCGCGUCAUGAACAUCCAGGCUCAACAUUGGCGUUGCAUGUUCCCGAAGCCCCCGAGCCAUCCGGUCUGGGCAGAUCGACUUCACGGUAUGCUUGGUGUCCCGCCAGCCCACGAACAGUCAUUGACGGCCGCUGCAGACAUCCUUCGUGACUACCAGUCCAAGCAACUCUACGAGGAAUUUAAACUCACCCCUCUGUGGAUCUAUCGCACGGCAAUUUCCAAAUCGUUCAAGAAUCAAGUUCUGGCAAGCUCCAACUGCAACGAAAUAACUCCCCUUAUUGUCAUUUUCCAUGACCCUCCUGAGCUUAUGGGACAUCCCGAUCCCGUGACCAACCGAUUGGAUGCCCACAACACGUGGGUGGCCGAUGCAUCGAAGGAUUACAUUGCAUGGAUCGCGAAAAAGGGCUAUGCCCUGAUUGAUGUUAAUAUCCCCAAGCACAUCACUCGGGAGCCGGCAACCGGCAAAUACGAGGAAGAGGAUGAAAAUCGGCCCACUGCAACCGAAGAGCUGGCCAGCUACUUGUGGGACAACUACAUUGAACCGACAGAUGCCACCGAAAUCUUUUUCAUGGGGAUCGGCAACGCCUUUUACGGGAUAGCUAACUUGCUGAUCAACAGAGAAAACCUGUACAAACGCGUCAAUGGCAUCGUAUCCUUCGUGGCCGAGAACCCCGUCCGCGCGAUUGCAUCACCUACGCAAACGUGGCUGUCGAAAUGGUACCGCGAGAACUCUCUGGUCUUUGUCUCGGAGACGCACGGCGUCUGGGGCAACCCGGAUCGCAAACCCUCCAAGCGCUAUGGAACUUUGAUCAAGUCCCCCGAAAGCCAACUGAACGAGAUGCUUGCCCGACACAAGGAGCAAGUCUUCGAAUGGAUUUCCGAACGUGCCGAUGAUGACGAGGACGAAGAUGAGGACGCUGAUCAGGAUGCAGAAAUGAAGGAUUAA
Molecule: messenger RNA, 2373 nt
Organism: Penicillium cinerascens
Lineage: Eukaryota; Fungi; Ascomycota; Eurotiomycetes; Eurotiales; Aspergillaceae
Gene: hdaA
Product: histone deacetylase hdaA
Exons: 13
Coding region: 1-2373 (790 amino acids)
Biological process (GO): chromatin organization
Cellular component (GO): histone deacetylase complex
Molecular function (GO): histone deacetylase activity
Source: RefSeq, a predicted model, not a curated record